AUGCAUAUCAUUGGCCUGGAAGAUGUUAGAAAACAAAAAGAUGCUAUACUGGAAGAAGAUACGACUAGCGACAUUACUGAUGUCGACGAACAGUCAACAACACUACCCACAAGCUCGCAAGAGGCAAAUAUAGAGCCGGUGGUUACCAAAUCCAAUCUGUUGAUGACACUUUUAAACGGGCAUCAAAAAGCGGCAAAGUUUACGGAAUAUACUUCAGCUUGCAAGUCUCCUGAUGUGGACAGCGGAUCUGCACCACAGUCAGUGACUUGUGGACCUACGGCAUCAUCAAAUAGGCCAAUUCUGCUAAUGUCAAUUCUAAAUGGAAACAGGCAAAGGGAGGCACCAGAACAAAAUAACAACACUAACAACACUAAUAGCAGCAUGAUAAAUGAUAGCAUAAUGCCAGAAAUACCCCCCGUGACCUUGCAGAAUGAUAUCAGUGAAAGCUCUUCCAACCAGUCCAGUAUGUUGUUGUCUGUGCUCAACGGAAAUAAAAAGAUUACUAAACCAUCAGAAAAGAUCCAAAAAGAUAUUCCUAAUGAUGCACAAAGCACGAAAUCACUAGAGGAAAAAGUCUACUCUAUGGUAAAGUCAACAACAGUAAAAGACCUAUUUUCGGCGUACAAGAGGGGGUUCGAUGGUAACGUGGUUAUAAAAUUACCACCAGCACAAUUAUUGAAGAUACUGCGCUCAUCUGCUGCAAAUGAGCGUAAUAAAAGUACAAAUGCAGUUGCUUCAGAACCAAGCAAAGAGCUAGAAUCCAAGAUGUUCCUAAACGCCAAGCUGACCACUGCUCGUGAUAUUUUCAGUAAUUUCAAGCCCAGAACUGAUAUUACAAAUAGUACAAGCCCCAAGUCUUGCAUGGUUACUUUGAAAUUAGAUCCCAAAAGAUUGGCCAAGGUGAGCUAUUUUGUAACAAAAGGAAACAAUAGCAGUGGGAAGUCGUGCAGGAGCUUGUUUAGCGAAAUGAUGUCGGCGAGUCGAAACGUAAAGUUGACGCCGCUCCAAAAAGCUAAAGAAUUGAGUCUCCCACUAAUAGAGAAAGCCGAAUUCCAUGUUUUUGGCGGAUCAUUGGGCAAUAUAAGGCCCAGGACAAAGCAAAUAGUUCAUUUGGAACCUCACAGCGGUCUUGUGCCUAGCUCGCAAAUACAGCCGCAAAUAGAUCCAUACACAUAUGAAAUGAAAGAAGUUGACAAAAGGGAAUAUGCAUUGCAUAAAUUGCCAAAGCUUCAACAAACUGCCCCACUUAAUGCCAUUUUCAAGCUUCUUGACCACGACACAGAAAAGGAUCUAUGGGUCGAUAAAUUCCAACCGAAGCAUAUGCAAGAUCUUCUAAUGCAUAAACAAAAUAUUGAGCGUAUAACAAAAUGGAUAAACGCUUCAUUUGAAAAAUUAAAGGUACAGGCACCGGUGAAAAAUUUGAACAAAAAGUUGAAAAAAAGGCGACUAGACUCAUUCAUUGUCGAAGAUGAGACAGAUGAAGAAUUUUGUCUGCCCUUUCUUAUUUUGCAAGGGUCUAGUGGGUCGGGGAAAUCAACCGCUGUUUACACAGCCAUGAAAGAGUUGGAUGGGUAUGUCCAUGAAAUCAAUAGCGGCAUGGCAAGGGGUCGGAAAGAUAUCUACAACAGCUUGAAGGAGUUAUCAACUACUCAACUUGUGCAUGAUACAAAAGACUUUAAAAAGGGGUUAAUCUUUUUUGAGGACGUUAACAUUCUUUUUGAACAAGACAAGACUUUUUGGCUGGUUGUUCAAGACAUCAUAAACGUUUCCAAGCGACCAAUUAUCAUUACAUGUGAAGAGUUGUGGAACAUACCGAAAAAUGUCAUUGAUUUUGCUCAGGAAGAUGAAUCGAUUAUUUUCAUUGAUGAUUGCAUAGUAUCGCGGAAGCUUGUAGUUGAUUAUUUGUGGAUGUGUUGUUUGGCGGAAGGCUUUGACGUAGAGAAUACGAUUCUAGAGCAAAUUGUCGACGACAUGUGGAAUGGUCACAACUAUGAUUUACGGGGAUGUUUAAUGAGUUGCGAAAUAUUGUGCAAGAAAAGUCUGGACCAGUUGGUGGUGAUUAGAAGGAGAGGGCAAGACGGUUCUCGUAUAGUAAGUGACUUGCAAGAGAAAGCACAACAUUGUGAGUUGAGCUCGUGUGGAGAUGUUAUUGAAAAUUGCACCCAAUCGCAAAUCCCACAGACAAGCGGCGAUAACGAAUUGUUUGACAUCUACUGCGUGGAUGACUCCUCAAGCGGAUGCUUGCCGUAUGAACUAAAUAUAGGGGAUGAGCUCCAGCUGCUAUCCCAGACUGACCAAACGCUACCAGCGGCAAAGUUCACAUUUAAUGACUUGCAAUUCGAGUGUCAGAAUUUCGUCGGUUCAAGAAGCAAGAAGCUUCCCACGUACUACUACCAGGACUUUGAAAAGCGUGCAACUCGCUCCAAUAGUGACUUUGCCCAGCCCACGACAGGAAUACCAGAAACGUCAUUUAUUUACAAUAUUUCACCAACACCGUUCAUUCUCGAUUUACUACCUUUCACAAGAGUAUGGCAAGCAUUUCAGACCCAACUAGAUAUAUUCGAAACCAAAACUUUGAAAGAGGAGAAACCUAGUUUGAAGAAGUUUCUACAGUACCGCGACUUCCAACACACAUCAACACUAGAUGCAACACUAAAAUUAGAGUAA
Molecule: messenger RNA, 2667 nt
Organism: Lodderomyces margitis
Lineage: Eukaryota; Fungi; Ascomycota; Pichiomycetes; Serinales; Debaryomycetaceae
Exons: 1
Coding region: 1-2667 (888 amino acids)
Cellular component (GO): nucleus
Molecular function (GO): DNA binding
Source: RefSeq, a predicted model, not a curated record